Molecule: messenger RNA, 6452 nt
Organism: Oncorhynchus kisutch (coho salmon)
Lineage: Eukaryota; Metazoa; Chordata; Actinopteri; Salmoniformes; Salmonidae
Exons: 9
Coding region: 186-2045 (619 amino acids)
Biological process (GO): regulation of cell shape
Cellular component (GO): cytoplasm; membrane
Source: RefSeq, a predicted model, not a curated record
CGCGUUGUGCGGGACAGAGCGCUGUCCACUUGAGAAGUAUAGUGAAUUUGAGAAUUUGAGCCACCAAGGCAUUUAUAAUCCAUAUCCUGCCUUUGUUCACUUAUAUAACUGACAGCUGAUGAGUUGUGUGCUGAAGUCCACGAGCGAAGGGAAACGGUGACAGGGACGAAGGGAAAAGGGUCAGUAUGGAAGAGGCAGACCUGGUAAAGGACCGACUCCAAGCAAUAACGGAUAAGAGAAAAGUCCAAGAAGAUAUUGUUCAUAAAAAGCUGGAAAUAGACCAGGAGAGGUUAAAGCUUCAGCACUUAAAGAAAAAGUCUCUGAGGGAACAGUGGCUAAUGGAUGGAACGAGCAACCAAAGCCCACAGCAGAGAGAGACUUUGAGGGGAGAUCAACAACAAACUAAACUCCUCCAGACCAGCAUCCACAGGAUGGAGAAAGAGAUUGAGGCUCUGGAGAGGGAAGAGACGAUGAUUUCGAAAAGUGAGGGCUUCAUACUGAAGAGGCUGAAAGCUAUCGAGAAAACACCUGAGGAGAUAAUAAAGGACGCAAAGGAGAAUUUCCAAGAAGAGCCAAUCCAUAUCAACCCAGCUACUCCAGAUGCCCCAAAGUCCUGCAAACCUCCAAUUUCAAAGAAGCAGUCCUUUGAAUCUAAUAAGGACACACCCAAACAAACCAUGUUUGCCAUGGAGAUCAACGUCCAGAAGGAUCUCCGUACCGGGGAGACCCGGGUCCUGUCCACAUCCACUGUCACCCCCCAGGUGCUCCAGCAGAGAGGGGUCAAAGUCUAUGACGACGGCCGCAAGUCUGUCUAUGCCCUGCGGUCUGCCGAGUCUCAGCUGGGGGAUGGUUCUAACAGAGUGGACGAGCUCAGCGCUAUGGAGGUGGAGGUUCUGCUCAGAGCAGCUACAGAGCAGAAGAAGUCUCAAAGCGGCCCACUGGGCCACCAAGGCCAUCAGGAAUCAGUGUCUGCAUUCUCCACCAACUGUGGCCCACAGAGCCACCAGAAGCCAACAUUGCCUGCAUUCUCCACCCCCCGUGGCUCUCGGGGCCACCAUGAGCUCAGCCCUAUGGAGGUGGAGGAGCAGCUCCGAAAGGGUACAGCGCAGAAGAUGCCUCAAAGCGGUGCUUUCCCAAAAGACCACCGGGGCCACCAGGAAUCAGUGCCUGCAUUCUCCAACACCUACAGCUGGAGGGCCUCAGUCCCCAACAGACCCCAACAGAGUAAUGCUAAAGUCAUCCCCGAAACCAAUGGGAAUGGGUAUCAGCAAGAGUCGUAUAAGCGUGAUGUCCUCUCCAGGAAGGAGCUCCACUAUAUUGAUGGAGUCCACAACUCAGGGCUGGAGAUUCUUUCCUCCUCCCCUCACAUUCCAGUCCAUUAUUUCAUUGGCAGGCAGGAUGAGGAGUACUACCAGCCAAACAAUGGGUAUAACCAGAAUCCUUUCUCUUAUGGUGUGGAGAAAGGGUUCCCCACCGAUGACUUCUACCAUAGCCCUAGAGAGAACCCGCGAGGAGGGAUGUUUUACGACUCAUCAGUUGAAAUGGACCUGAGGCCGUCUCCGAUCUACCAGGAAGACUCGCACUUCAGUAUCCUGAACACCAUGGACACGUCCGAGCCUGUCACCGCCAUCUUUAUGGGCUACCAGACGGCAGAGGAUGAAAGUGGGCGUGGCCUUGGCUAUGAAGGAUCCCUCCGGGCCGAGCUUGUCGUCAUUGGCGACGAGGAUGGGGUGGACGAGAGUAACCCUCAGUUUAACACCUACACCGCGGAUGGCUAUAACAACCGGGGCUACCAUCACUGUCAACCUCAACAGAACUUAAUCAAAUACAUGGCAGAGCCCAUAGCUAAUUUUAACUCAAACAAUGCAUCACCGUACACAGCAUCAAGGAAUUUGGUCUAUCCUGGUCAACAGGCCAAAGAGUCACACUACCUGUAUUCAGACGGACAGUCCGACGAGGACGGGACAGAGAAGCACUCUGCCCCAGGUAUCAGAAAGAUUAAAAAGAUUAAAAAGAGAACAAAGCCCUGCUGCAUGCUCAUGUAACCAACCUGCAACUGCUGACGCUACUGUAACUAACAAAGUUCACUUUAUAUGCUUUGACUGACAGCACUUUUGAGGUCUUUCAUUGGCUGGCUAGUAAGUUUAACUGUGUGCUGGUUACUUGGCUUCUUCACUGCAUCAGUUUCUCUUUGUCGUAGCCAUUGCAACACAGAGUCACCUGAAACUCUCAUUCUAAUCACAAUUUGUCACUGUAUAAAUACAUAGUGAUGUUAUCUAUCCAUACAAGAGCUUGUGAUGAUGAUUGAAGUCAAACUCUGCCUCUCUCUAGUGGCUGAUAGGCAUUCUGCCUCCCUCUAAUGUCUGAGAGACAGUUGUACUGUAUCUUUGGUUCUCUUUUAAUUAUUUGUUUCAAUAUCUCACAUGAAGGAUUCACCAGAAUCUCAUAAACUCGAAGAACCAUUUAUAAACGUCUGUCUGAGACAGACAGGUCGAGUGGCAAAUGAGGUGAGCCCCUCCCCUCAUACUAAAGACCUACUUGCCUGCCCUCUGGUAAUUCUCACCUCUCUUCCUCAUGUAGAGUACUACUCUAAGCUCUCCUUAGCACAACUUUGUUUUCCUGUUCGUAGGUGUGCUGUGAGGUUACGCCCCCAAAGCACAGCUUUUGUCUGUGUUGGGUGACUCUUUUGUGUAGGAAUGAGCUUUUCCGCUUUUUCUUCCCCUUGUCUCCUAUGGUGGCUACUGAGAUUUGGCUAGCUCGCUGCAAGGCUAGCUAUUCUACCGACUGGUUUUUCUACCUGGAAGGGUACAAUUACUAGCUCGCUUUCUCAUUUAGCUGAACCCACUACCAUGCCGCGUUGACUAGACCGACCACCCUAGCUUUCACUGCUUAUCGGUCGAGAGCCACACUUUUGUUCAUUGCAAGACCAACAUAGGCUAAUAACCCACAAGGAAAAUGCUAGCUACGUUCACAUUGCUAAAGAAUUUGUUUCUCAGGUUAGCACUGUGCUAACUAGCUAGGCUAUUAGCCCACGUGGUGAACGCUAGUUAUGUUUCACUUUGUUCUCAGAUUAGCUAUUUUUGUGGAGCCAUGGAGCCAAGCAACGGUCAACGAUCCCCAAUCAUGUGCCCUUGCAGAUUAGAAGGUUUAUUAGUCGCAUGCACAGGACUGCAGCGCACGGGUGGGAGGGGGCGGGGAGGGAGUCUGCCUAAUGGCUAUUCAGCAGCCUGAUAGUCUUGGGGUAGAAGCUAUUAGCCAAUCUGACCGUUUUUGCCAUGAUACUCCUAUACUGCCCGCAUCUGAGUGAUGGAAGAGGGUAGAACAGGCCUCGGCUCGGGUGGCUGAUGUCGUUGAUGAUCUUCUUGGCCUUCCUGCAACACCUGGUGUCCAGGUGCUAGAGCUCCUUCUACACGCUCACUGUAUAGAAACAAGAUAAGAUAUACUUUAUUAGUCCAUACGUGAUGGAAACUUGUCUUCUGCAUUAACACAAAUCCUCCGAUAUACACACAAACACACAUUAGGUUGGAAAGGCUGGAGCAGAAGGCAUUUAGUGAAGGGGGCCUCCCUGCGAGGUAAGACCCCUCUCUCGACAACGGUUAUCAUAUUGGAUUGUGAAAGCUAUUACACUGGCAUAUAAUAGCAAAGGGUUACAGCCUCUGGAGGGCCUGAAGGGCUCACUCCACCAGAGGUAGAGAUCCAGAAUUCUAAAUAAUAUCACGGGUCUGGGUUGGAUCUGAUGUGAUCGUCUCGGGUCUCGAGUAUGUGUAAUUUUAACUGACUUGUCCGGAAGGGCCCAUACAGAUCCGAAUGUGACUAUUGCAGUAGAGAGAGAACGAAAAGUUUAUGUUGUUUAUGCUGCUGCUCUUGCUUUUCACGAGAGUGAAGCGUGGCGCACGUAGCUUGUUGUUGGCCAAUCAUAAGUCAUCAAAGCGGCAAUAGGCUACAGUCAUAGAGCCUCGCUCCAUGUGUGGCAACAGUUAGGAGAUCUCUAAUAAAUGGAAGAUGGAAUUAAAAUGACUGAAUUAAAAGUUCAAGGAGAAGGAUAGGCUACAACGACCAAGAGCCAACAGACUACUACUUAAUAUUCUGAAUGGAGUUAUUAUUUUUAGCAGUAGGAUGAGAAAGUGCAUGCACUCAGAUAGCCUAGCUAGCUAACGUUAGCUAGCUUCACUAGCUUCUCCCGGUUUGAUACAGUCUAAGACAGGUACUACGUCAUCAUAUUUGAUGAUAAAUAACCUAGCUAUGGCAGCUAUUAAUCUACUAUAGCACGAGUCGGCUUGGUUGGUUUGGUUGGUUGCUGUCCCUCGUCUCUCCCUCGAUGCGCCCCAUGUCACUCACUAAUAGUAUGGCCCACCUCUCUCCCUCCUCUUGUGCUUUAUCAGCUCCAGUUAAUAAAGUAGCUUAAAAAAUGACUUUUUCUGCUGCUUCCCCCACUUGAACCGGGUCUGAAUCCGACCAUGUCUAUAUGGAACAGGUCUAGUUUUCCUCACGUCCCUUUGGAAUGGGUCUCUAUAUUUUUAAAAUGCAUGUAUGCAUAGUGGGUCUGGGUAGGAAAGCCCUAGGUCCAUUUCGGAAUGGGUUCAACUUUUUGGAGCCGUGAAGACCUUUAACCACAGGUAUGGCUACUUUUUGGGCGCUCGUUGGGCAUACCUUCAUAAUUUGACCUGUCUCUCUCCGACAGACAUGUUUGAUUGGUUCUUAGAGCUAAUGAGUUUCCGGGGAAUCCCUCGUGAUGUAUCUCACUCAUAAUAUCAGAGACCCGGGGUUACGCAAGUAGCCUUAAGUUUCCUACGUGAGGCCAAAGGGAUCUUGACUGUUUGUAUAAUAUGUAAAAUAUGAUUUGAUAUUUUUUACGUUUAUUGCUUUUGGGGAACAAAGAUAAAAUUGACUUUUUUACUGACAUAUUGUAAAUCACUAGUGUGAAUGUAUAUUGCAAAUCAAAUUACGCUCUGACUAAAUAAUUGUUUUGUACUAAUUUAAUAUUAAUUAUUUGUACGUGUGUUUUCUAGAAUCUCUUUUCUACAUUACAAUGCUGGUAUGCCAUGACUGUCCUCUGUAUACUUACAGUAGUAUGCAUGAUUGCUUGCCCUGUAACUUAAACAAUAAUUUAUUCAUUAUUAGCUGGCUUACUUCUCUUGUGUAACAAUGAACUGUUUGAUUGUGUGUGUGUGUGUGCGUGUGCUGCUGAACUCUUUUUGUGUAUUUGUUCAAUGUUUGCUUUAUUUAUCAUUAAUGCAUGUCAGCACACCAACACUACACACACACACACACAUACACACACACAACCAUGUGUCCAACAACACUCUCACCCCAUGUGACAGACAGUGCUAACAACCUCUCUGUCAACUCUCAUAAUCUUUCUGAGCACACAGACGGACCUUAAUGAUCUUAACGGUCCAGACAUCAAUCAGAUCAUUAGACACGGAUAACUCCCGAACUAAUAUGCUUUUGACACAACUGAGGACAUACACCAAUCGUAGCUCACCAGUCGUGUGGUUGGUUCAGCCAGUCUUUUUCCUAACAACUGUGUCUGCUUGAUGAGUAGGCUAUGGGAAGGUGGGUAUUACCAAACUUCACGGAAAGAGCUGGGGUGCGUUCGGUUCUCUUCAACGUUUACUACAUUGCGUGACCGUGUGGUCAAUAUGCCAAACCAUAUGGUAACUGCCCUCUGGGCCACCAUAAUCACAACCUGUUUUUAACUGGGCUCUUCUACCAUUUCCAUUGAAUUCAAUGUUGCACACCGUUCUGUCAUACUGAACACAACCCUGUCCCAUACUUUUGUCAUGAGGUUAUUUUCAGGAGUCACAUUAAUAUAAACAUAGCACAACUAAUCUGAAGUAGUCCUAACUGAUGUGAUAUGAGGUGAUAUGGUAAAUGUGUUUCAUUUUCUUUUACAUUCCCCACAGCUUCAAGUACAAGUAUGGAGAAACCUGAACAGUUUGUGUAAAAAUACACCAUGCAAGACUCAGCAAACCUACAUGUUCCAUGACAAGAGAAGAAGAAAACCAACUUUGCACAAAACAUUCAACUAACAGCAAAAUGCUUCUGAGAUGCCAUCAAUAGCUAAAACCAGAGCCUUGUAUUUGGAUAAUUCUCAAUAUAUUCUCAAUGUAAGGAUGUGGCUAAUACUGUAAAACAUAUGUUUGCUCCUAACGUUUCCUUACACAGCUGAAUAUAUACCAAUGAUGUCAUUUAGAGAGAAAGAAACCAGCCGAAAAGUAGACUUUUGAAAUGAAUCUCUGAUCUUAAAUGUUAAAUGUUCCUGAAGAUAUUAGUGCCUCUGAUGUUUACUGUACUCUCUAGCCUUUUAUGCUGCUGUCGGCUACUAGUCAGCACUUUGAUAUAAUAAUAAACCCUUUAUGGAGUGCCUCAAUGUAAUAUGCUGUUGAAACUGUAACCUGGGAGCAUAUUUGUAAAAGCUAAUCAUGCUAACAAAACAAUUAAAAAGCUAA